ACCAACACGCGCUCAUCUCUAACUUAUGUAUUCUCUGAUACUUCGUUUGUGAAAACAACAACGAUUUACAAUAACGAUUUGAUUAAAAGCUGAUGUUAACGUUUUUAGUAAGUGAAACAUGUCAGUUUGCCAAGACGAUCCCUGGCAAGUGACAAACAAUAGCAUCAAACAAGGAGAAAACGGAAAUAGCAAAGUGAUUGAAAAAUUUGAGGAUAAUUUCGCAACUACCAUAAAUAAAGGAGACACCAAAAUACGGACGGAUUUCGACGUAAGCAUAAAGGAGAGUAAUGUUACAGGCUCACAACCAAUUGAGCCGCUGCCAGAUUCGGCAAACUACUUGCAAUUGUUAGAGCGAAAACUGCAGAAAGUUCAAAGGGGAACAAAACUGUUGGACUCGCUGCAGGCGAAGAAGCAGGAUUGCAUGCGCUCGCUUCUAGCCUCAAGCGUUGUGCCAGAGCCAACUUUUGAGCAAUUGCUUGAAUUUGAUACGCCCAUCGAAAGCGGUCGACUGCACCGUCAUCUGCUGCCCGUUCAGGCGGUAACAGUAGGCGAAACAUUGCAGAUUGUUAAGUACGACGAGCUCGAGGUAGAUGAGGAGCAUCAAACCGAGCAGGAAGAGCAAAACUAAUAUAUAUAUAUACAAU
Messenger RNA from Drosophila hydei, 644 nucleotides. RefSeq lists its product as uncharacterized. The record is from RefSeq and is a predicted model, not a curated record. Gene Ontology annotation, biological process: cilium organization. The transcript is spliced from 2 exons. Lineage: Eukaryota; Metazoa; Arthropoda; Insecta; Diptera; Drosophilidae. Bases 119 to 628 code for a protein of 169 amino acids.